Psylliodes chrysocephalus is the source of this 363-nucleotide messenger RNA. The record is from the annotation of a GenBank genome assembly. Lineage: Eukaryota; Metazoa; Arthropoda; Insecta; Coleoptera; Chrysomelidae.
AUGAGUAAGUAUGCGAAAUACGUAGAUUUAGUUAAACAAACCACCGAAUAUGCAAAGAGAAUGAAAAGACUCAGUAACCGCAUAUUCGGAGAAGUAGUACGGCCUACAAAUCCCAAAUCAAUGAAGGUUGUAAAACUGUUUAGUGAAGAACCAGUGCAUUUGCGCAGGGAAGUGUAUGCCUACUAUCCGAGGCAUAUAGAAACUGGAAAACUAAUGAUGAAAUUAAGAUAUUAUGGUUUGUAUAGAGAUGAACAUACCGAUUUCAAGGAGGAAAUGGAUAGAAUGAGAGCGUUGAGAGGAAAACCUAAACAUAUACGAAAGAGUAAAGCUGAACGUGAAAAAGAAGGGAAAGCUAAAGAAUAG